Messenger RNA from Drosophila bipectinata, 1310 nucleotides. RefSeq names its product geranylgeranyl pyrophosphate synthase quemao (gene qm). Gene Ontology annotation, biological process: isoprenoid biosynthetic process. The record is from RefSeq and is a predicted model, not a curated record. Gene Ontology annotation, molecular function: prenyltransferase activity. Lineage: Eukaryota; Metazoa; Arthropoda; Insecta; Diptera; Drosophilidae.
CUACAAAUGCAUGCCGCAGAAGAACUUCAAUAACAUUCUGUUUUUGGACCCACAGUGCGGUGUUUUGGUGCGCGGUCUCACGGUCUAGGUGUUAUUGCCUUUAGUUGAUCGGAAAACACGUCGAGAGGCUCCACAAAGCAAUUCUAGUCACGCGUGUGGCGGUAAACAAAAAGCACGCUACCUCAACCCCGCCCCAACGGCAACCGCCCCCUUUCUACAACAACACACUAGCUUGCAAGGCUAUUCACAACAACAAUAACAACAACAAAAACAACAAUGGAAGAACUAAACAGCAUACUACAAAAAACCAAAGAUAAAUCAACGCAAAAGGAGCAGGAUGAGAUUCUGCUGCAGCCCUUCACAUACAUACAACAGAUUCCUGGCAAGCAAUUCCGCUCGGAGCUGGCCUUGGCCUUCAAUCACUGGUUGCUCAUACCGGCCGAGAAGCUGGCGCAGAUCGGGGACAUUGUACAGAUGCUGCACAAUUCCAGCUUGCUCAUUGAUGAUAUUGAAGACAAUUCGAUCCUUCGCAGAGGUGUGCCGGUGGCGCAUUCCAUUUACGGAGUGGCCAGCACGAUAAACGCAGCCAACUAUGCCCUCUUCCUGGCCCUGGAGAAGGUGCAACAGCUGGGACAUCCAGAGGCCACCAAAGUGUAUACGGAACAGUUGCUGGAACUGCAUCGGGGUCAGGGUAUGGAAAUCUACUGGCGCGACAGCUUCACCUGCCCCUCGGAAUCCGAUUACAAGCUGAUGACGGUGCGGAAGACCGGGGGCCUGUUCAUGUUGGCCAUCCGGUUGAUGCAGUUGUUCAGCACCAACAAGGAGGACUACUCCAAGCUGACUGCCAUUCUGGGCCUGUACUUUCAGAUACGCGACGACUACUGUAAUCUCAGCCUAAAGGAGUACACGGAGAACAAGAGCUUCGCCGAGGACUUGACGGAGGGCAAGUUCGGCUUUCCGGUAAUCCAUGCGGUGCGCAGCCAAAAGCAGGAUAAACAGGUUUUACACAUAUUACGCCAGCGCACGCACGACAUUGAGGUCAAGAAGUACUGCAUCAGCCUGCUGGAAAAGCUGGGUAGCUUUCAGUAUACACGCAAGGUUCUGGAGACUCUCGAUGCGGAGGCCCGAGCGGAGGUGGCCAGACUGGGCAGCAAUCCGUACAUGGACCGGCUGCUAAACAAACUACUCUCGUGGAAGACCAGCGACAGCGCCAGCAUCACGCAGUCGAACCAGAUCAAUCACAACAACGUGUCCCGGACCAGCCCCAACCAGAACACGCUCAAUUGCAAUUAGCAGCCAAAGAGGCAAAA